AUGCCUUUACGAAAACCCAGCAAGUAUGGUACUAAAUUCAGAUCUAACUCAGUGUUGUUCAACCCCAAGCAUACGAAAACAGUUGAGUCCUCUGAUCUCAGAUCUACUGAAGCGACGUCACAAGAUGAGAAAUUCAAGGCGGUUAGGCUGGCGAACAGCAUUGACGAGGCAAUGGGUUUCUCGCGAUUUGAAUCCGGAAAUUCAAGGGUCGGGUGGCUUAUCAACAUGCACAGCACUAUAAUAGAGGACCCUAAGGUGCCUGGAGGACGGGCUGGUGUGGAGUAUUAUUUUCUGGAGGACAAUGGCACCAGUUUCAAGGCUAUAGUAGAAUACGAUCCGUAUUUCCUCAUCGCGACAAAGAGAGGGCAUGAAGGGGAAGUAGAAGAGUGGUGCAAGAGAAUGUUUGAAGGUCUGGUGAAAAGUGUGAAGCAGGUUGAGAAGGAAGACCUACAGAUGCCGAAUCAUCUCCUGGGCUACAAAAGGAUGUUUCUGAAGCUAAGUUUUGCCAACGUUGGCCACUUGCUUGAGGUUCGGAGAUCGAUAUUGCCAAUUGCGCAGAAAAAUAAGAAGAAUGUGAAUGCGAUGGACACAUAUACGGAGAUGGCUAGCGCAAAUGUUGGAUUCGAUCUUUUUGACGAAGAAGUUAAUGAUAGACCCCAUAAUGCAUUUAUGGAUGCCGGCGAGUUUAUCGUUGAUAUUCGAGAAUAUGAUGUUCCUUAUCAUGUGCGGGUUUCUAUUGAUAAAGAUAUUCGUAUUGGGAAAUGGUAUACGGUUCAGUCGAAGAACGGAAUUAUUUCCUUAAGUUGUAUUGAAGACCGACUCAAACGAGCGGAUCCAGUCGUUCUGGCUUAUGAUAUUGAGACUACAAAGCUUCCACUUAAGUUCCCCGACGCGGUUAUUGACCAGAUAAUGAUGAUAUCGUACAUGAUUGAUGGCCAAGGGUAUCUCAUAACGAAUCGAGAAAUUGUGUCUGAAGAUAUUGCUGAUUUCGAGUACACGCCAAAACCGGAGUACGAAGGUCCAUUCACCAUCUUUAAUGAGCCAGAUGAAAAAAGUACCAUCGAGCGCUUCUUUGCUCAUAUUAAAGAAGUAAAGCCUACCGUUAUUGCGACCUACAACGGUGACUUCUUCGACUGGCCAUUUGUCGAAGCUAGAGCAAGCAUCCAGGGAAUUGACAUGUAUUCUGAAAUUGGCUUUCGGAAAAACAGUGACGAUAUUUAUGAGAGCAACUAUUGCGUUCAUAUGGAUUGCUUCUCAUGGGUUAAUCGGGACAGUUACCUGCCUCAAGGAAGUCGAGGUCUGAAGGCCGUCACUGUGGCCAAACUGGGCUAUGACCCAGACGAGCUUGAUCCAGAAGUCAUGACGAGAUACGCAAGUGAACGCCCUCAGACUUUAGCAGAAUACUCAGUUUCCGAUGCAGUGGCCACGUAUUACCUAUACAUGAAAUACAUCCACCCCUUUAUUUUCUCACUUUGUACGAUUAUCCCUCUAAAUCCCAACGACGUUCUCCGUAAGGGCACGGGAACAUUGUGUGAAAUGUUACUCAUGGUUGAGGCAUACCGGGGAAAUAUUAUCUUGCCAAACAAACAUACAGACCCACCAGAAUCGUUCUGGAAUGGACACCUCCUGGAUUCUCAAACCUAUGUUGGUGGACACGUGGAAAGUAUCGAGGCUGGCGUUUUCAGGAACGAUAUUCCAGUCAAUUUCACCAUUGAGACUACCGCAAUUGAUGAGUUGCUUAGCGAUCUUGACUCUGCUCUUAAAUUUAGUAUCACUGUGGAGGAGAAGAAGUCUCUGGAGGAUGUUACCAAUUAUGACAAAAUUAAAGAUCAGAUAGCAGCCAAACUACUCAAUUUGAAGGAGACUCCCAAUAGGAACGAGAGACCAACGAUAUACCAUUUGGAUGUCGCUUCUAUGUAUCCUAACAUUAUGACUACCAACCGACUUCAACCCGACUCUAUGAUCCAGGAAUCUGACUGUGCGGUGUGUGAUUUUAAUAGACCAGGGAAAACGUGUGAUAGACGUCUUCCUUGGUCUUGGAGAGGCGAAUUUCUGCCCGCAAAGCGAGAUGAAUACAACAUGAUUCGACGUGCCGUGGCCAACGAGAAAUUCCCUGGCAAGACACCAAAGAGCCCCAUGAGGAUGUUUGACGAAUUGAGCACAACCGAGCAAGCCGCAAUUGUGAAAAAGCGAUUGCAAGACUACAGUAAAAAGAUAUAUCACAAAAUCCACGAUAGCAAAACAAUACAGCGGGAAGCCAUUAUCUGCCAGCGAGAGAAUCCGUUUUACGUUGAUACAGUGCGGAACUUUAGAGAUCGGCGAUAUGACUUCAAGGGCCAGCAAAAGGUCUGGAAAGGCAAAGCUGAUGCGCUAAAAGCUGCUGGAGCUCCGUCAGUGGAAGUUGACGAGGCCAAAAAAAUGAUCAUCCUUUUUGAUUCCCUCCAGCUGGCGCAUAAAGUUAUUUUGAACAGCUUUUACGGAUAUGUCAUGCGAAAGGGGUCACGUUGGUACUCAAUGGAAAUGGCUGGUGUGACAUGUCUUACUGGAGCUCAUAUCAUUCAAAUGGCGCGGGAACUGGUAGAACGGAUUGGCCGUCCAUUAGAACUCGAUACCGAUGGUAUUUGGUGCAUGCUUCCAGCAACAUUUCCCGAAAAUUUCGCCUUCACCCUGAAAAAUGGGAAGAAGCUGCCGAUAUCAUACCCUUGUGUCAUGCUCAACCAUCUGGUCCAUGCACGAUUUACCAAUCACCAGUAUCAAACACUUGUCGAUCCGAAAACCUUCAGAUACGAGACCCAUAGCGACAACACCAUAUUUUUCGAGGUAGAUGGUCCUUACAGGGCUAUGAUCCUCCCAACAUCAAAAGAAGAAGACAAGAAUCUUAAGAAAAGAUAUGCUGUUUUCAAUCAUGAUGGCUCUCUUGCUGAGCUCAAGGGUUUCGAGGUGAAGCGAAGGGGCGAGUUGAAGUUGAUUAAGAUAUUCCAAACACAAAUCUUCAAGUUCUUCCUAGAAGGCACAACGCUCGCUGAAACAUACGCAGCUGUAGCUGAAGUUGCUAAUAGAUGGCUUGAUGUUCUACACUUACACGGAACUACAUUGGCGGACGAGGAACUUAUCGACUUAAUUUGUGAGAACAGAAGUAUGUCCAAAACUCUGGAGGAAUAUGGAAAUCAGAAGUCAACUUCCAUCACAACCGCAAAACGACUAGCAGAAUUCUUGGGGGACCAGAUGGUGAAAGACAAAGGCCUGAACUGCAAAUACAUUAUAUCUGCUAAGCCAAGGAACUUCCCCAUUACCGAGCGAGCAAUUCCUGUCGCGAUCUUUUCCGCCGAAUACAACGUCAAACGGUUCUUCUUAAGGAAAUGGCUAAAAGACGAUCCUGGAGAUAUGGACCCCCGGACACUCAUUGACUGGGACUACUAUCUUGAGAGGUUGGGAUCUGUAAUUCAGAAGCUUAUCACCAUUCCGGCCGCUCUUCAAAAAGUCCGAAAUCCCGUUCCACGAGUUCCUCACCCAGACUGGCUCCAGCAGCGAAUCAAUAUUAAAGACGACAAGUUUAAGCAAAAGAAAUUGACUGACCUGUUUGAGAAAAUACCCUUAUCAGAUCUCCCGACAAAUAUUAUGGACCAUCGCUUACCGUCUAGCGGAGAUAUGGAAGAUAUGGUAUCGCAAUCGGUGCAUAAACAAAAGCUCAAUUCAGUAAAUAAGAGCUCACAGAAACGAAAAGGGCCUGAUAACACUACAAGCCAGUUGGACCCAUUCGCAAGCCUCCCAGCGACAAUGCCAUCCAUGACUGAAGACUAUGAAGACUGGCUGAAGUAUCAGAAACAAAAAUGGAAAAUCCAAAAACAGGCUCGAAUCCGUCGGCGGAAGCUCUUCGGUGAGAGGACAAGCACAACGUCAAAUGCAAUCGGUAACUUCUUCCGGAAUCAGGCAGAACUCAUCUAUGUUAAAACAUGGCAAAUAUUACAACUCAAGGAAACGGAUAUUCCGGGUGAAGUCCGGAUGUUUGUACUCAUUGACCACAAGAUACAUGCGCUUACAAUCAAAGUUCCGCGGCAAAUCUUCAUUAAUCUAAAAUGUGAGGACCUUCCUGAUGUUGAUUUGGCUGGGUGUUCUGUGCAAAAGGUUAAUCACUCAUUGCCCAAUGGUCACCCAUCUGUUCAUCUCUUCAAAAUGACGAUGCCCGAGGAUACCUAUUUGAAAGAAGCGGACAAGAUCUCCCUCCUCCUAAACCAUCCCAGUGUCGAGGGGGUCUAUGAGAAGAAAAUUCCUCUCAGUGUCCGAGCUGUGCUAAAGCUUGGUACGCUUUGUACAUUCGAUGAAAGCCAACGGGGAGUUUUGGGAGAAGGUCUCGAAAACGGCUUCGAACUUUCGACACUCCUGCGGGCCGAACAACCAACGCAACAGUACCUAGUAGAUACCUCCAUGGAGUACAUCUUCCUCUACCACGUGAUUUCCGGUGAUCGGCAGAUUUUUAACCUCUGCUCCAGCAGGAAAGAAGAAGCCCAUAUUGUGAUAUUCUCGCGAUUAAGGGAAGUGCAAGGGUUUCCGAACGCUGAUAAGAUAUACAGGGAAGCUCUCCAAAAGAAAGUCCAGGACCAAGCUGGAGAAUCGUGGCAGCAGAUAUUUGACUACCAAGAAAGUAUCCAUUUUAAGACAACGCAGGUAACAACGAAAAGAAAAGCGCUCCUUGAGGUUGGCGAUAUAAUCAAAAAAUUCCGAAAUGAGAGCAACCAGGCAAUCAUGCUUGUCAUUCAAUCACCCCAAAGGCGCCAAUUGUCCCAGGAGAUACCCAUACUCAAGGAACAUCCUGUUUUACCAUUAAAGGCUGAGGCAUCAGACAAUGAUCUCCCUCCUCUUGGUUGGCAAUCCUUCGUUGUGAAGCAAAUAGUCAUGCACUAUUUAGCUCUGGGCUCAUGGCUAUAUCAUCUUGGCGAGCUCGCCCGAUAUGGGGACGUUCCAAUCUGUAACUUAGAAAAGGAUGAUCCCAAAUAUUUGAUCGAUAUCGCGUAUGCCAGGCGACUGGAACAAAACAAUAUAGUUCUGUGGUGGUCUCCGUCGCCACUUCCGGACCAUGCUGGUUAUGAAAAGGACGAUAUCCUUGGACCGAUACAUAAAGUGGACAUGCCUUCAAGGAACAAUCCAGGGGCCUACUCCUCUGUCUGUAUUGAAGUCGAAGUCCGGAACCUCGCGAUUAAUACUAUUCUCACGUCAUCCCUCAUCAACGAACUUGAAGGUAGUGAAUCUACUUUGCUGAACCCCGUUGCCCCCAGUUCAGGGGCGUCUGACGGAACAGGCGUGUUAUACUCUGAUACAGCUUUCGCUUCUGCUGGCAUUCUUGUCUUACGUGACUUGGUAAGGUCUUGGUGGGCGGAGGCGUGCCAAGGAAAGGGCAUGGCAGAUAUCAUGGUCCAGCAUUUGAUUCGAUGGGUUGAAAGCUCGGACUCCUUCCUUUAUGACCGGUCACUGCAUCACCAUGUCCAAAUGAUGUCAAAGAAGGCAUUUCAGCAAUUAAUGACUGAUCUCCGACGAGUGGGAUCUCAGAUCAUCUUCGCCAGUCCAAGUCGUUUAUUGCUUCAGACUAACAAGGGCGAAGUGGGCAACGCCUACGCUUACAGCCAGUAUAUCCUUAAGUCGAUCAAGGAGAAGCCACUUUUCCAUUUCUUGGAUUUGGAAAUCAAGGAGUUCUGGGAUUACCUUGUUUGGUAUGACGAAUUCAAUUUUGGUGGUAAAGGCUGCCAUGAAGUUGUGGAGGCUGAGAACCAAGAACUUGAGACGGUCAUGCAUUGGCAGCUAAGCCAGUUCCUCCCAAGGCCUUUGCAGUCUGUUUUCCUCGACUGGGUGGUUGAGUAUAUUGAGCUCAUGCAUGGGUUGAAGAGGCCCACCAUUGAGAACGGGAACACAAGCACGCCCCGGGUUACACAAUUGUCAUUCCAAUCGAUUACCGACAUCGAUACUGAGGAGAUGACAUCAAUUCUUACCGAAUCGUUUUCCAAACCCCUGAAACGACAAAUUGCGGGACUGAUACGGCGGCAACGGGAUGAGCUCUUGCACCCCGAACUCGCUUCGGACUAUGUUUUCCCAACACUACCGGGUGCGUCAUGGCGCCCAACAAAGCACGAACGCAACCCAACAUUGGAGUUGGUCAAGUCCCUCAUGCAAGUUCUAAGUCUGUGCAAAACCACUACUCUUGAAACUCGAGUCCUACGCCGGGACCUCCUUGCCCUUUUCGAGGUUAAGGAAUUCAGUGAUGAGGGAAGAUUUGAGAAUCCAAGCGGAAGUCUUAAGUUUCCACUGUUGAUAUGUAGUCAUUGUACCAUGGCGAGAGACCUGGAUAUUUGUCGGGACGGUGACAUACUCCCCGAGAACGACGCUGAAAGUAACAACGCCGCAACGAAACCUUGGUGUUGUCUUUUCUGCGGCACUGAGUAUGACAGGCUUGCCCUGGAGGAGCAGUUGAUCGGGCAAGUACAGGGCCUUGUUGUGGAAUGGCAGACACAGGACUUGAAAUGCUCAAAAUGCAAUAACCUUCGGGUCAGCGAGUUCAUGGAACAUUGUUCUUGUAGCGGAAAUUGGAUUGAGACGGUGGAUCUGAGGGCGAUUGAGAAGAAGCUGAAGCUUUUCAAGAGUGUUUCUAAGUUUUACGGGUUAAAAAUGCUGAUGACUAUUACGAAUGGCGUUUUGGAAAGGAUGUAG
Molecule: messenger RNA, 6696 nt
Organism: Paracoccidioides lutzii Pb01
Product: DNA polymerase epsilon catalytic subunit A
Exons: 3
Coding region: 1-6696 (2231 amino acids)
Biological process (GO): nucleotide-excision repair, DNA gap filling; DNA replication proofreading; leading strand elongation
Cellular component (GO): nucleus; epsilon DNA polymerase complex
Molecular function (GO): zinc ion binding; nucleotide binding; single-stranded DNA 3'-5' DNA exonuclease activity
Source: RefSeq, a predicted model, not a curated record